This is a messenger RNA of Bacillus rossius redtenbacheri, 3921 nucleotides long. RefSeq names its product C2 domain-containing protein 5. Bases 298 to 3459 code for a protein of 1053 amino acids. The record is from RefSeq and is a predicted model, not a curated record. Gene Ontology annotation, biological process: positive regulation of D-glucose transmembrane transport; intracellular protein transmembrane transport; protein localization to plasma membrane. Gene Ontology annotation, cellular component: plasma membrane. Gene Ontology annotation, molecular function: calcium ion binding; calcium-dependent phospholipid binding. The transcript is spliced from 20 exons. Lineage: Eukaryota; Metazoa; Arthropoda; Insecta; Phasmatodea; Bacillidae.
UGAUACCGCCAACUCAAAAUAUAAAUUUACUUUUAAAAUUGUUUUGGGACUACACCACUACACGACUUUCAUGUGAAUCAACCUUCAGUAAAAAAUGUUCAUGUAGUAUUUUUAAGAAAUGAUGAUUCCUGUAAUCUUAACAAAUUGUGUGCAGUUGUCGUAGUCCCAAUUUCUUGUGUAUGUCAGUAUUGAGUGGCAAAAGAUAAUGCGAGUACUUGAACAGUAUGUAAUCGUUCGGAAUAUUUUUACCUGUACGUAACUUUGCUGGUGGUUAGGUUCAGGAGGAAUGAAUUGAUCAUGCCAGGAAAGGUAAAGGUGAAGAUCGUGGCGGGUCGAAAUCUGCCGGUAAUGGACCGAGCAAGCGACAACACUGAUGCCUAUGUGGAAAUAAAGCUAGGAAACACCACUUACAAAACUGAAGUUUGCCGCAAGUCAUUAAACCCUCAAUGGAACUCGGAAUGGUAUAGAUUUGAGGACGAGCCUCUUCAGAUCCGCCUCAUGGACUACGACACGUACUCCGCCAACGAUGCCAUCGGGAAGGUGUACCUGGACUUGAACCCACUGGUCCUGCCCACGGUCCCAGGGGCCACCAGGAACGCGUGGACCAACGAGAACACAGCCGUUCCAACCGCGAGCACUCCCGCAGGCUCGGUGAUGUCGGGCUGGAUCCCGGUGUACGACACCAUGCACGGCAUCAGAGGAGAAGUCAACGUUAUUGUCAAGGUGGAGUUCUUCUCCGACUUCAACAAGUUCCGACAGUCAUCGUGUGGAGUUCAGUUUUUCUGCUCACGUAUGAUACCACAGUGUUACCAUGCACAAGUGAUCCACGGUUUUGUGGAGGAGUUAGUGGUGAACGAUGAUCCGGAAUAUCAGUGGAUCGACAAGAUUCGAACUCCGCGAGCAUCUAACGAGGCUAGACAGACCUUGUUCCUGAAGCUGUCUGGGGAACUGCAGCGCAAGAUAGGCUUGAAGGCGCUGGACCUGGGAGGCAACGCAGUCAUCGGGUAUCAGCAGUGCUUCGACCUGGAGGGGGAAUCGGGCAUCGUGGUGCGAGGCAUCGGCACUGCAGUGACUCUGGUGCGGCUCCAAGAAGCUGCAGCUGUCGUCCACCAGCCCGUGGACAGCUCCGUGGCCGCUGACGACAGGCAGGCCCCCGUCGCAGGCGAGGACGUGGUGGCCGACAAGUUGCCGGCCUCCCCCGCCACCGUGGCCGCCGGCGCCAUCCACCGCCGCUCCUCCGACUCUGACCUCAGCAUCACCCCUAAAGGAAACAGCCUCACGAGUAGCGAUCGUUCGUCAACGGCGGGCACGCACUUCCGACAGACAACAGCGAUGGUGCGGCAGCCCAUGAACCAGGAGGGUCUCGACAUGCUGGAGUACCCAUUCCUCACCAUGCACAAGUUCCCGCCGGGCUUCGUUCUCCAUCUGGGCGGCGCGGUGAGCUCGCGCUCCGUCAAGCUGCUGGAGCGGAUCACCAACCUGGAGGAGCCCGAGACGCGCGACGCCUGGUGGACGGAGGUGCGCAUGGAGGUGCGCUCUCACUGUCGCGCGCUGGGCUGCAACGUGGUGCUGGGCUACAGCGAGCACACCAGCAUCUGCGACGACGUGUGCGUGCUGAGCGCGGCUGGCACGGCGGCCGUCAUCAGCCUGGACCACCCCGCGCCCUGGCUGCGCGCGCACACCGCCUCGCUCGACCGCCACGAGUUCCCCGACCAGAGCCCCGCCCCGGCCGUCACGGGAGCAUUGAAGGUGAAGAGUUCUCCGUGUGACGUGUUUGAUUCUGAAAUGCCAUCAUGCGCCAUGUGCCACAUUCCUUACAGUGAAUCCAGCAUUCCAUUCCGAGUCAACAUGCUGAAGUGUGCAAUAUGCAGGCGCGGCAAGGUCCCGGACGUGCUGUUCACCACCAUCGAGGCCCCGGAGAGCGUACCGGCCUCGGGCCGGGGCUGCCUGCUGCAGGCCUACGUGUGCCGUCCCAAGGCCUACUGCCGGGGCGAGCUCAACGCCAAGGAGAUCUCGGACGGCCUGCCCUUCCUGGAGUACGAGCUGCACCGCCUGCUCAUCAACAAGCUCCGCGUCAAGGGCAUGAACGCCAUAUUCGGGCUCAAGCAUCUGGCCUCGUCUUUUCCCGCCCCAGUGCAUGACCGGCGAUUGAAAUUCACCCCUCCUGUCGUGACCAGGACCACUUGUGCCUGCUGCUUCUCAGGGCAGCCCGUUUCUCAGAGCUCGCCUGAGGUGCAGGUGCAAGUGGGGGAGAGGAUGAUGAUUGGUCUGGCCACUGGCACGGCUGUGUUCCUGUGCCCCCUCCCCGCCCCGCCCGUCCCCAAGAUAUCCGCCGGCAACCUCUGGACCGAUGACAGGAAGCUGUCGGAGAUGCAGAAGAGAUUGUUGGACACGGUCAAAAAGAACAGAGAUAUGUACCAGCUAAAAUCUAUUACGGAAGUUGACGUCCAGUCCAACGGCAAGACAGUCCCGUCAGACACGGACGAUUCGGACGAUGAUCUCUCGGAUUUGGACCUGGCUGCUGGCAACAAGGACACGUGUGUUUUAGAGGUGGACGACGCGGAGGACGUGGACGUGGUGUCUCUGCUGAUGGACCCCGCGCCGCCCGAGGGCUUCCACGCGGUGAACCUGGAGUCGGUCCCCGGGCUCGCUGACCUGCAGGUGGUGAGCAACCUGCAGAUGUUCAUGCAGGUGUGGCGGGCCAAGAUCCAGCCCGGCCAGCACACGGGCAACUUCAGCGAGCACUUCCACCGGGUGCUGCAGACGGUGUACUUCAAGCUGCGCCGCAUGGUGCCGUGUGCACUCUGCAACCUGCAGUUCAGCGUGGAGCUUCCAGAGCCGGAUGAGCUCCAGCUGUCCGUGCUAGGCAUGGCUCUUGGCCUCGGUGAAGUACAGACAGUUCAUGGCGGCCUUCACAAGAAGCUGAAUGUGCCGUCCACCAGCAAGGAACCUGCCAGAAGAAUGGACGAGAACGAGAUGAUCUUCAGGCUGGAGGAGGACCACCCCUGGGGUGAGGGGGAGGGCCCCGCGCCGCCCCUGCCCCCUCAGCUGAGUCGCCCCCGGCCACGCUCUCCCCAGAGGAUCCGGCCGCUUCAUGCCACGAACAAGCUGCAUCACACGCCACCUCGCGGUGGGCGAUACGGAGUGGACAUCACACCGCUCUGCUACAUCCCAGGAGGCAAGAUUGAGCGGUACCUGGGCAACUUGAACUUCUUCUUCAUCAGAGAAAGCACUGGUAUCAGGGAGUGCGGCGGUCUCAGCGGGUUCGUGCACAGCUUCGUGACCGAGGUGCUGGCGAUAGUCCGUGCCCACGUCACGGCUCUGGGCGGCAAUGCCAUGGUGGCGUACUUCAUCUCCGAGUGUAUCCUGUACCACAGCCCCCACAAGAACCAGGGGCAGUGUCUCGUGAACGUCGGUGGAGACGUGGUUCUCGUGUCGUAUUUCACGGAAGACUGUUGACUUGUUGAAGCUUCAACCUUGUACGUGCACCACCCACCACAACCCACCUACCACCCACCGCAAGGAUGCGUGUAUUUCAGAUGGAACUGUAUAUUUAGUACAAAUAAUAACUCUUUUUCUUACCUGGUUUUGACGUUGUGCAAGAAUAUUUAUGUUAAACCAUUAUCUGCGAUGUUUACUAUAAUUUAAUAUUUCUGCUGUUGAUUUUAUUUGAUAGUGGUUUAACUGUAUACUAAAUUAAGUUUUUCUUGGCUCUGCUGUCUUAGAAUGCUUGUAUAACAUUUGAUUGUAAUAUUUUUGUAAUGGUUUAUCAUUGUACCGUUUGUUUUUUAUGCACACUAAACCUUUUUAAAGUACAGUUGUUAUUUUCAGUCUCUUUAAAAAGGAAAUUGCAAAUUAAACUUAUAAAAUUGUUAAACUUAAAAUUAUCAGGUAACUAACAAUAAACAACAAAACAAAUCA